Messenger RNA from Patiria miniata (bat star), 3458 nucleotides. RefSeq names its product bis(5'-nucleosyl)-tetraphosphatase [asymmetrical]-like. NCBI's taxonomy places the organism in Eukaryota, Metazoa, Echinodermata, Asteroidea, Valvatida, Asterinidae. Gene Ontology annotation, biological process: ATP biosynthetic process; AMP biosynthetic process. Gene Ontology annotation, molecular function: bis(5'-nucleosyl)-tetraphosphatase (asymmetrical) activity. Bases 43 to 477 code for a protein of 144 amino acids. The record is from RefSeq and is a predicted model, not a curated record. The transcript has 2 exons.
AGGUACUUUUUGCGAUAGUGCCAACAUUAGAGGGCGUACUUCAUGAUGGCGUCCGUGGACAUUAUUAAAGCUGGAGGAUUGCUUGUUUUCCGCAAGUUUAAGCAGGAAGUACAGUAUCUGAUGCUUCAGAAAUCGAGUAAUCACACGAGCUGGGCACCGCCGAAAGGUCACGUUGAUCCCGGCGAAACCGUCUACGAGACUGCCCUCCGAGAAACAGCAGAGGAGGCGGGGCUUCUGCCAGAGCACCUGAAUAUUCAUAAGGAUAUCUGCUGGACAAUCCGGUACCAGACCAAGAAAGCCAAACCCAAGGAGGUUGUCUUUUGGCUGGCCCAGAUGAAGGACUGUGGCACCCCAGUGGUUUUAUCCAAUGAGCACCAAGCUUACAAGUGGCUGGGCGUGGCGAAAGCCAGAGCGAUUGCUAAGUACAGGGACACCAAAGGCAUGUUGGAGGAGGCGGAAAAGUACAUCAACCAAUGACAUCAGUCAGCGAGUAAACGCCAAGAUAGAUAACCUCCUACCAAUACUACUUCCUGAUUUUACCAUUUUUUUAUCAGUCUUAGUGUGUGAGUGUGUGAUUUGAAGAUACAUUUAGAAAGUUGUUUUAAACUUUUUCAUGUCAUUGUGAAUUACCUCCCACCGAAAAUAAGUUUUGAAAAUCCUUUAAAUCGGAGUUGGGAAACACGAACAUACUUUUCUUGGAGCAGGUGCAAUUACUUAACUACUGUUUAAUUUGAAAGAUAUUCGUAACAAAUACUUAAAGGUGUACUGUCCUUGGUAUUUUAAAGUUUCAUCCUGAAAAAAAAAAGGUUUUUCUUCUAGCAAUAAACAAGAAACAUGUAGGCCUAUUCACUUUUGAAUGAGACAUGGACUGAAUAAAAACAAAUCAUCCCACAUUGUAGUUUACCAUUGAGUAAUUUCCUUAACACGGGGAGUACAUCUUUUAAAAAAAAUUGAUUUGGGAGUUUUUGUUUUUACCCAACAUGUUAAUGUCAGUGGUAAUUCAUGGAUCAUGCUUCCAACUAAAUCACGUAUUGAUUUAAAUACAUGUACCUAAAUAUUUAAUUUAAUAAUUCUUUGUGCCAACCUUUUUUAAAGACUAAAUUAUCUAAAUAAUUUAUUGAAAAACAUAUAUUAAAUGGUUUAAGCUUAAUUUUUGGUCUGAUACAGUCAUAUUAUCAGGAUUCCCAGAAUCCAAAAAAAAUGUAAACUUAAUUUCUGCUGAAUGGCUUUUUUUUUCUUCAAGUUACACGGAUGAAAAAAUGAUAAAUUUCAAAAUUCUCCAUAAGUACACCCAGUUUUUAGAUGUUGUUACUUUGAAAUAGUACUUUAGAAUUUGUACCAAAUUUUGCAAAAUUCAGCUUCAGGCUAUUCUCAAAAGUAAGUUUGAAGUUCUUAGAUUUUCUGGAGAAUAUUACAGUACAAAUGAACAACGCAAUGACGAAUGUUACUGUAUGAAAUACAAUAAACCUUUGUUGUUUUUACCAGAUAAAGUCAUUACGAUGUCAUUAUGACAUCAUAAACCCCAAGCACAAUUGUGUGCUACUGUCAGACUGACUCACUAAACUACAAGAGUUGAACGAUAUGAAACAGUGAUUUUUUUUCCUUCUUUGGUUCAUGUCUUGUCAAACAAAUAAUGCUGCUUGAUAAAAGUAUACUCUAGGCUAUGUACACUGCUUUUGCCACAGUUACAAUUUUACUGAUUUCCCUUCUAUCAUGUCUAUAUGUAGUGGUUUUGCAUCAUGUAUAUUUCAUUUUCCUGAUUUAAGAAAAGUGCAAUGAAAUUUGAUAGAAUAAAUUUGUGUAUUUCAUGAAGCAGGCAUGUAACUUUUCCUCGGAUCAGCUGAUUUCCUCUUUUUGUACUUCCCAAGUGUGCCAUUGAAAAUAGAAAAACACUGUACAAAGUCUUCAAAAAAUUUGAAUUUCCUCUUUUUUUGUGACUUCACAGUUGCAUGCCUGAUGAAGAGAAUCUCACAAAGUUCAGUAUCAAAUCUAACUAUAGAUCAGCAACCAUUGUGAAGGUUUUAUUUCUUUAUCACAUCUGUAUACCUACAAAUCCUGGUUACUUUUUAGUUGGAACACCCAUCUCGCCAUUGUGGCAUAUCAGUGUUUUUUUUUAAAUCAGCAUGCAAUGACGGAUUAGGAAAUUGAUCUUUACUACGUUUUAUCUAAUAGUGGUGACCAAGAUCAAUGCUCAAGAUUAGUUAAAAGAAUACAGGAACACGAAAGAGUAAAAACGCAGCUGUUAAAGAUAUCGUAUUUUUAAGGAGCUUACUUGUAUUUCUCCAUAUAGUUUCCUUAUGGAAAACACAUUUCGAGAAGAAACAUUUUUUUUGAUACUCGGUUUUGCCCAUUACCAAAAUAUUUUACACUCGCUGUAUAGAUGGAUUGCAUUCAGAUGCCAUAUUGGAGGUGUGAUUUGUUACGUCAAUUCAUUAACAAUGAAUGAACACUGGGUCUCCUCAUGUGUAAUCCCUGUUGAACAAAAGAUGCACACUUCAAAGAUGGCUGCAGUGCAAACAAACUAUAUGUAGUCCGUGAGAGGAUGCAUACAAUAUUCACUUGGUUUCUUCAAGAGAUGUUCUAAUUUCUAGAAUAUGUAACACAUUCAUUGUGUAUGUGUAUUCUUCCAUUUUAUAUACAUGUAAUAUCUAAAGGAUUUGUCAUUUCUCUUCGAUCAUUAGUCAUGUUCUUACUACAUAUUGGUGUGGCUUUCACAGAUUUAUAACGACCUAGAUUAAUGUCAAACAGUAUAUUCAAAGUCUGAUAUAUGCAAAUUCUUAACAGUUUUGUGUUCUAUUAAAACAAAAAGUGUGCUAUGUAGAUAUUAACAUAAUGUAUACAAACAAUGUGGCCAUUGUCACCUUUUGAAGGGUAGGCCUAGGAAUGGUAAUGGAAAAUAAGUGUAGAGGGGUUUCACGAUACAGCAGCUGCACAAGGCCCGAAAUUCUGAAAUUUGCUAAGCUGCCACAAAUUUGCCGGAAUUAUCAGCCAAUUAUGUCAUGCCUAUACCAUUGCCCAUCACUGGCAUCAAAUUAAAAUUUGAAAAAUGACAGCAUACUAGGGGCAAUGAUUGCAGGCACAGGAUGCUUGGUACUAUUAUUUACUUCUGUUGAGUUGGCUGUUUCAGAAUAUUUUGGCUGUGUUUCGAAUGUUUGCACGAAAUUAAUCGCAACAGUAGAACACACAAAAAGAAAGGUACAAGGUAUUAAAUGGGUGCUCAUGAGUUUCAAUAGCCCAUGUUAGGUUUUGACGAUUUUAACUUUAAAAUGUGUUUCAAAUCAUCUUGCAUUGCGGAGUAGCUUAUCUCUCACUGGAGAAAAAAACAUGAAAAUAUUGGCUGAAUUAAAGAUUAAAAAAAUGCAACAAGGCAUCCUAGGAUUGAAGUGUACGUAUAAUAAUGUAGAUGGUUAUAAAGUUAAGAAAUAAAUGCAUUUGGGAAAACAUGUCUGUUCACCGAA